CCCCGCUCCGAGCUCUGACGCGCGUGUGACGUUAAUGAGGUGGCUAUCAAUUUGUUAUGGCAGGACGGGGAAGAGGUGGAGUUCCCUCAUCACACGAUUCAGCCCGUAGCCUUUUCCUGCAUACCAGUGGAUCGCAGUAGCGAGUGCUGAAGCUCAACGGUGGCCAGAAGUGUCAUCCCCCUGUAAAUAGUCUUGUUUGUAAUAUAGACCAACACGGUUCAGGCUGAGAUUGUCUGUACAUAAGGACGGUCACUUCAAGUAGUGACACGGGAGUGAAUGAAUUUUGCCUAUAGUUCUCUUUUUCUUCUCAUUCGGAGCGCGUAUAUCCAUGUGGAAUGACUUGUGAAUACGCGCUUGUGAAUCUUUUCGACUGUGGAAGGAGGUGGAAUUUGUCUGUCUGUUAAGGAGCGAUAUAAGCUGCCUUAAUCAAAACCGCAGCAAAUUCCCGCAGCAAUACCUACAAAAACACAGCCUACCACCAUGGUGAUCAUGACAGAGAACCGGUCGGGGGCUCUGCCCAACCCUGCGCAGGGCAGGCCCCUCCAGGUCGGCUUCUAUGAAAUCAUCCGCACGCUGGGCAAGGGCAACUUCGCCGUUGUCAAGCUGGCCAGGCACAAAGUCACCAAAACACAGGUCGCUAUCAAAAUCAUUGAUAAGACCCGGUUGAACUCUUCCAACCUGGAGAAGAUCUACCGAGAGGUGCAAAUCAUGAAGCUGCUUAACCACCCUCACAUCAUCAAACUCUACCAGGUUAUGGAGACGAAAGACAUGCUCUACAUUGUCACGGAAUACGCGAAAAAUGGAGAGAUGUUCGACUACCUGACCACCAACGGUCGGCUGAGUGAGGACGAGGCUCGCAAGAAGUUCUGGCAGAUCCUGACGGCCGUGGACUACUGCCACCGCCACCACAUAGUGCACCGGGACCUCAAGACCGAGAACCUCCUCCUCGACGCCAACAUGAACAUCAAGCUGGCAGACUUUGGUUUUGGGAACUUCUACAACGCCGGAGAGCCGCUGUCCACCUGGUGCGGCAGCCCGCCGUACGCCGCCCCCGAGGUCUUCGAGGGGAAGGAGUACGAGGGCCCACAGCUGGACAUCUGGAGCCUGGGCGUGGUGCUGUAUGUGCUGGUGUGCGGAUCUCUGCCAUUCGAUGGGGCCAGCCUGCCUGCUCUGAGACAGAGGGUCACGGAGGGACGAUUCCGCAUCCCCUACUUCAUGUCUCAAGACUGUGAGAACCUGAUCCGCAAGAUGCUGGUGGUGGACCCGGCCAAGCGGAUCUCGGUGGCCCAGAUUAAGCAGCACCGCUGGAUGCUGGCCGACCCGGCCGCCCCCCACCAGGCCCUCACGCUCUCCCUGAGCGACUACAACUCCAACCUGGGGGACUACAGCGAGCCCGUGCUCGGCAUCAUGCACACCCUGGGUAUCGACCGCCAGAGGACCGUGGAGUCGCUCCAAAGCAGCAGCUACAACCACUUCUCAGCCAUCUACUACCUGCUGCUGGAGAGGGUGAAGGAGCACCGCAACCAGCAGCUGAGCCGCCAGCCCUGCCCCACAGGGCCCUGGACGCAGAGGCCCCGCAGCACCUCAGACACCACCGUCCCGGAGUUGACCAUGGAGCCUAGCGAUGGCUUCCGCUCGGUCUUCCCUCUCCAGGCCAAGAAGAGUGCUCCGCUUCAUUCCGACAUGGAGUGCGACCAGGGCGGUCUCUUCCAGCGUGGCGUGGUGUGCCCCGUGGAGGGCGGCCUGAGCGGGCUGCUAUGGAGCCGCUCCAUCUCCCCCAACAGCCUGCUGGAGACCACCAUCAGCGAGGAGGUCCGCGGAGGAGGAGGAGUAGGAGGCCCCAAUCCCCGGGACCUGGAGGAGGAGGAGGUGGGAGGUGGAUCGGGCUCAGCCAAUGCCAUCCUCACGCCUCCCCACCUGCCCAGCACAGCCUCCCGCAGACACACGCUGGCCGAGGUGUCCGCGCGCUUCCACCAGUGCAACCCUCCCUGCAUCGUGGUCAGCCCGUCUGACGCCGCCUCCUCCGACAGCUGCCUCAAGUCCUCCUCCAACCCCCACCCCGCCCUCUCCGCCCCCGUGGAGGGGGGCCUGUCCGCCCUGCUGAGCUCAGGCCUGGGCCCGGGAGGCCUGGUGCCCGCCGGAAGCCCCCUGGCCCUCUCCUCCAACCGCCUGCUGCAGGCCCAGGGCAGCAUGCACGCCGCCAGCUUCCAGGAGGGACGGCGCGCCUCCGACACCUCCCUCACUCAAGGCCUGAAGGCGUUCCGCCAGCAGCUGAGGAAGGGCACGCGGACCAAGGGCCUGCUGGGCCUGAACAAGAUCAAGGGGCUGGCGGCGCGUCAGCAGGUGUGCCCCCCGACCUCCUGCCCCCGCGGCAGCCGCGGCUCCCUGGGCUCCCCCGCCAUGUGCCCGCCGGCCGGCUCCGGACGCAGCAUGCUGGAGGAGGUGCUGCACCAGCAGAGGAUGCUCCAGAUCCAGCAUCAGAGCCAGCCUCAGGUGCAGCCCCAGGGCCAGGUGACGGCCACCGGUGGCCAGCAGCAGCAGCAGCAGCAGCCGAUCGUCCUCUUCCUCUCCCAGACCCAUCAGCACCAGCACCAGCACCAGCACUCUCUCCCCCCCUCCCCUCCCGCCAACAACCUCUUCGCCCCGGCCGCCCUGUUCUCCGAGGCCCCCGUGCUCCUCCCCCUCUGCCAGCAGCAGACCCCGCUGGGCCUCCUCUCCCAGCCCCCACAGCCAUCCCAGCAGCCCUCCAUCUGGCAGCAGCACAUUGACUCCUGCUCUUCUACCUCCACCUCCUCUUCCUCUUCCUCCUGCUCCUCUUCCUCCUCCUCCGUGUCUCCCGUGGUGUCCACUGCUCACCUGCUGGAGGCUCGUCUCCACAUCAGCCAACCCUUGCAGCAGCAGCAGCAGCAGCCUCAACCCCCUACUGCCACCACCAUUUCUCACACCCAUCACCACCACCACCACCACCAGCAUCUCCUGUCCCUGCCGCAGAUCCAGGGGCCCUUCUCGUUCCUCGCUCCCCAGCAGGGUGGCUGGAGCCUGGGCAGCGGCGGCGCUCAAGAGCCCGAGGUGCAGGAGCUCCAGCAGCUCAGCAGCUGUGUGAUGGUGAAGUAAAAGGAAGAGAGACUAGCGUGGUGAAACGCUGGUUGACGCAGAGCUGAAGUUCAUACGCACGUGUGAACGAGAAGAGAAUGCUGAAGAAUGAAGGAAGAGUGUAAAUGGGGGAGGCGGUGAGACGAAAGACUGGCCAGAUUUAUCAGACUGGUUUUUCUCUCUUCUUCUACUCUCUCUCUCUCUCUUUCUAUCUAGCUGUAUCUCUGUAUUCCUCUCUUAGUUUGGACUGGUUGAAGCCAGUUAAGGAGCAGCAGAGAAGAUUUUUGUCACUACUAGACAAUUACAAACUGAAAGGCGUCGAGCUGAAAAAAUGAAGACACACCUGACUUAGUUCUCGACGGUAGCAAAAAAAAGACAAAGAAUUAAGGCGCUGCAUAAGGCGCUGCAGGCCGUAGAUUUUUUUUGUAAACAACGAGAAAAUACAAAAAAAAGAUGCAAGUGACAAUUCCACAAUUUUUGAACGACAUGCAAAAUGCACUUCAGUUGUCAGUGCUUGUCUGUCUUGUGCAUCUGUGAUUCCGACGAAAGAAGAAGCAAUAACCAAACUGUGAGUGGAGACCUUCCACUAAACGUCAGCCUCUCUUGAACUCCCCUACAAGCAAUAAGGAAUGGGUGGGUUUUUUUAACGCCGAAAGGGGAAUACUAGGAAGAGUGUGAAAGAAUGGACUCACUUGAAAAAAAAAAAAACUACUGACUUCCACAAAGAAAAAUCAUGUGAAGUCAGAUUUUUUUGUAUAAGCGUGCAAGAACUGCACGUCUUCCUGGUUUGAUUUCGUUUUUUUUUUUUUUUUAAGUUUGCAGACAAGGUUAUUUUUUAUUUUGUUAGGUAAGACCAAAGUUUUUUUUGUUUUCGAUUUUCAGAUUUUUCAGUUUGAUUUUACAUGCCUUUUUUGUAGCAAACCAGAAUGGAAACAAAUGCAGUAUCAGACAUCCUAAACUUCCAAAAUGUCUCAUUGUUUUGUCAACUGUGAUUUUCAAACACACCCAGCAAGGCUUGACUGGGAUUUAAAGCUGCUUUUACGUAGAGACAGAAAAGCGUGGAAAUGUUGCUACUGGUACGCGGUGAUGCUUUAACCCUGGAGGGGGAGGUUAUGUGAUCAUUUAGCUUGAUAACAGAAGCACAUCGAGUACUGCCUAACGUCUUCGACCAGGUGACUGCCCAUGCUCGGUGCAGUGUGUGUGUGUGUGUGUGUGUGUGUGUGUGUGUGAGUGUGAGUGCAGGACUGAACAUGAUCCUCUUUGCUGCUUUGUAAUACGGCAUGUUCUUUUCACACACUCAUAAGCACACACACACACACAUACAUGUAAACACACACACACACACACACACACACACACACACACACUGGGCCGUUAUUAGAGACUUGUGCUCCUGGUCUGGCGUCAAGUGUUUAAAGAUUAAUCCAAUUACUCACUGCAUUAGUCCUCAAUCCCCCUCCUAUGUGAAAAAAAACAAAAAAACAAAGCGAAAUUGAAGGCAUCAUCACUACCUCCUCCUCCACCAAGAUAGUAAUUUCAGAGCAGAAACUUGACUUGUGAGUGAGCUAUACAUGGAAAAUACUUUUCUUUCUUUUUCUUUCUUUUAUUUAAUGAAAAAGAUACCCAAGCUUAUCUUUUCUGUGCCUAGUUACAGCAUGGCACAUUUUUUCAUGCUCGCAUAAUAGAGAGAACAAGAAGCUGUUUUUUGGGGGGCAAUAGUGCAAUAUUUCACAUUGAAAUGUAGAAAAUCCAGAUGAGGAAGCUUGUAUAGGAAAACAAAAGAGGCUUCACAUGCCUAAAGUAGUUGUUUUCUAACUUCAUUUUUUAUGAUUGUAUGAGACGAACUGAACACAAGAGUGUAGAAUAACGUAUAUUUGUAUUUACUAGACGCCAUAUUGACUUGCAUUUUUUUGUUUGUUUUUGUUUUUCACUUUUUUGUCUACACACAACACAGGUUGCCUUUGAGUCCUUUGGUUAAAUGGCAGUACUAGUGUAAGCCAAAGAAAAUCUUGAGUGGGGAGAAAGAGGUAGAAGUAUCACUGCCUUUUUUGAUGUUAGAGAUCUCCAUAGUGCUCAGUGUGCUGCUUGUUAUUUUUUUAGCAUUUCACAUCAGCGAAAGCUGCUUCCAUGACUAGUUGCUAUGGUGAUAUAAAUGGAUUCUCCCUGUCUCACAAGGACCAUAGUUGUAUUUAUAUUCCUAUUAUUUUACUUGUGAAAUCCAGUUGAUACCAAUUCGUAGCAAUAGACUUUUCUGGAUACCUUUUCUCUUUUUUUGCUGGAGAUGCAUUGGUCUUAGGUGCUAGAAGUAGAUUGCAACCCUGUGUCUGAGUUUUAUGUGCUUUUUUUAUUUCAAAUGAACUGUAUGUUGUUAAAAUCACCACCGUUGAAUUUGCUAUGACAACAUAAUCGACUGGAGUUUGGUAGCCUAUCAUUUUCCUCCAUCAAUGGUGUUCCCACUUGUAUGCUUUGCUUAGCGUUGCUUCUUGUCAAGAACAAUACGAGACAAUGUUCAAAAAAUCCACUCAGUUAAAAAAAAUGGGUGGAAACACACAGUGUUAACAUGUUGCUCUGAUGUAGUUUUGAUUGGACUACUCAAGACCAACACUUGUGCCUUUUUUCCGAACAAAUCCUACAGUUCAUGUGGACAGAAAGAAAGUCAAUUUCAGUUCAGGAAACAAAAAGCACAUUAAACUGAGAACUACAACGCUUCAGUCUAUGGUUUUAAAACAAAUCCAUUUUUUUUAUACCUACGUUUACUCUGCUUUGUUGAAAAAAAUGCACUUUAUUAGAAUAUGCUCAUUUGAAGAAAAAAAAAAGAAUAAACCUCUUUUGUUUCCUGGGAAGAAUAAUCCAGAAGGUUACACCGACAUGUGAUGUAACAUUGAACAUUGGAAACACUACAACUUUUGAUGCAGAUCAGUACAAAUAUGUUUCUCCUGUUUUGGUUAUUUUCAAUUGCUGAUGUAAUUCUCAGAAUUCCUUGCUGUUUAUGUUGGCGUGCGUGCGUGUGUGUGUUUGAGAGUGAGCGUGAGAAAAGCGUGUUUUGUAUGAAGGUGAUAGAGUGACCUAGAAAUGACAAGAAUGUUUAUUUAUGUGGCUAUUUAUUUGAAUAAAAUUUACUUAAAAUAAAA
Engraulis encrasicolus (European anchovy) is the source of this 6224-nucleotide messenger RNA. It is a transcript of the gene sik1, whose product is annotated as salt-inducible kinase 1. Gene Ontology annotation, molecular function: protein serine/threonine kinase activity; ATP binding. The record is from RefSeq and is a predicted model, not a curated record. Gene Ontology annotation, cellular component: cytoplasm. Lineage: Eukaryota; Metazoa; Chordata; Actinopteri; Clupeiformes; Engraulidae. Bases 481 to 3114 code for a protein of 877 amino acids. The transcript is spliced from 14 exons. Gene Ontology annotation, biological process: intracellular signal transduction; protein phosphorylation.